AUGCUCAGAAAGGACAAGACUCGGGGUUACGAAGAGUUUAAUGAUAAUGACACAGACGAAAGCUUACAGCCUCCGGGCCUCUAUGAAAACAACACAAAAGACGAGGAUCUGCAGCCAAAAGAGGCGAAUGGCAGCAUCACAGGAGAGGAGGAGACAAAUGGGAACAGUCAACCAUUGAAAUUCAGCAAAAACUCUGCUUUUCUUGCCUAUCAAACCAUCAAAGACUUCAUGGAGAAAAUGAAUAACCCAGUAAUGUCUGUCACAUACAAAGAAGUAGAGACUUUUUCACCACCAGGUAUUGCUUUAUUUCCGGGCAACGCGCGACUUUUAAGCUGUAGACAUCACUACCGAGAGUUUAUCCCUCCGUUAGUGAAUCCGGGACAGCCUCAAGAAGGUGAUUGUGAGAUGCAAGUAGUCUCAUACAAUGGUCCUUUUCGAAAUCAGUCUACGAAGACAGCCUUGGUGAUCCGCGGCCCGUCUGAUGUCAGAAAUAAAGAGCUAAUCUUCAUGCAGUUCAGUCAAAAUGAAACACUAGAAGACUUCAGUGCCAUCUCUUACAUGCUCUUUGCCAAAUACAGCGACCUGAUCAAUAGUGCUAAUCAUUCAGAGUUCAUGAGGGACUGUGAGAGAAACUACUCCAUGUGGACCUUCUCUGGAGGAUUUAGAACCAGAGUUAAGAUGUCGCUGGUUCGAACUUCUGGGAAAACCAAUGAUGGCACUGAAUUUCGACAAGAGUCUUCUGUGGUGAAGUUCAACGACAAGCGCCCAGUUCCUGAAAGAACAGAUGAACUUUUCUUUGCUGUUUUUGAAUGGAGGGAUCCUUAUAUACAAGAGAUUAAACUGAUUGUGACGGCAAACGCCUGGAGCUCGAUGGCAAUCCUCUGUGGAGUUUUCAUGGCUCUGUUUAAAGCUGCUAAUUUUGCUAAACUUUCAGUUCAGUGGAUAAUCAAGAUGAGGAAGAGACACCGAAGGAACAAAGAACGAGAACUCAACCAAAUCAACUGA
Molecule: messenger RNA, 1005 nt
Organism: Knipowitschia caucasica
Lineage: Eukaryota; Metazoa; Chordata; Actinopteri; Gobiiformes; Gobiidae
Source: the annotation of a GenBank genome assembly